Messenger RNA from Bufo bufo (common toad), 609 nucleotides. It is a transcript of the gene GID4, whose product is annotated as GID complex subunit 4 homolog. The transcript has 5 exons. The annotation marks the transcript as partial. Gene Ontology annotation, biological process: protein catabolic process in the vacuole; negative regulation of gluconeogenesis; protein targeting to vacuole. Gene Ontology annotation, cellular component: GID complex; extrinsic component of membrane. The record is from RefSeq and is a predicted model, not a curated record. Lineage: Eukaryota; Metazoa; Chordata; Amphibia; Anura; Bufonidae.
AGCGCGAGUUAGAGGAUGGGUGGGGAGUCAGUCUACCAAUCGCCGCACUCGGUUGUGAAGAGGCCCGAGCACUCAGGCCGGGAGCGGAGAAGCGGCCGAGCCCUGCGGGACGAGCUGUGCCCAGCGGCGGGGGGGCCGGCCCUGGACAUGCCGGUCCGAACCGAGGCAUGCAGCACGGCCUCCGGCUCCUCGUCCCUCUUCCCGCCACCUCCCAUUAACACGCAGCAGCCCGGGGUGGCCACCACCCUGCUGUACAGCGGCUCCAAGUUCCGGGGACACCAGAAGAGCAAAGGCAACUCGUACGAUGUGGAGGUGGUGCUGCAGCACGUGGACAUGGAGAACGCUUAUCUGUGCGGAUACUUGAAGAUAAAAGGCCUUACUGAGGAAUACCCGACCCUCACCACCUUCUUUGAAGGGGAGAUCAUUAGCAGAAAACAUCCUUUCCUAACGAGAAAGUGGGACGCGGAUGAAGACGUGGACAGGAAGCACUGGGGGAAGUUCCAGGCUUUCUACCAGUACGCGAAAACCUUCAAAUCCGACGACUUUGGCUUUGAGGAGCUGAAAGCUGGAGACUACGUCUUCAUGAGAUGGAAGGAACAGUUCCUGGUG